GUGCGUACUAGUAGCUUGAGAUACUUACUUACAUUAGAGGUUGAAAUGAGGUGCAACGCCUGCUGGAGGGAGUUGGAAGGCCGUGCCGUUUCCACCUCUUGUGGCCACUUAUUAUGUACUGAAGAUGCCAACAAGAUUCUCACUAAUGAUGGGGCAUGUCCCAUUUGUGAACAAGUACUCUCCAAGAGUCUAAUGAAACCUGUGGAUACUAAUCCAAAUGAAGAAUGGAUAAAUAUGGCGAUGGCUGCAAUUUCUCCGCAAAUACUGAUGAAGACUGCAUACCGAAGUGUAAUGUUUUACAUUACGCAAAGGGACUUAGAGAUGCAGUACAAAAUGAAUAGACUUGUUGCGCAGUGUCGUCAGAAAUGUGAGGGUAUGCAAGCAAAGUUUAGCGAGAAAAUGGACCAAGUGCAUACAGCAUACCAGAAGAUGGGCAAGAGGUGUCAGAUGAUGGAGCAAGAGGUAGCAAACUUGACCAAGGAUAAACAAGAGCUCCAAGAGAAGUUCUCCGAGAAAUCAAGACAGAAGAGGAAGCUCGAUGAGAUGUAUGACCAGUUAAGAAGUGAAUAUGAGUCAGUCAAACGAACAUCCAUACAACCAGCAAAUAACUUCUACUCACGACACCAGGAGCCUGACUUUUUCUCAAACCAACCAGUUAAUAUGAUGGAGAACAGAGAGCCCACUCGCAAAGGUUAACUAACUAACAACAACAUUAUUACUGUAUUUUGAGCUUAGUGCUUUAUGAUUUUCAGUCUAUUAAUGAGCUUAGUGCGCUUGUG
Raphanus sativus (radish) is the source of this 779-nucleotide messenger RNA. Its product is annotated as E3 ubiquitin-protein ligase CCNB1IP1 homolog. Bases 46 to 696 code for a protein of 216 amino acids. NCBI's taxonomy places the organism in Eukaryota, Viridiplantae, Streptophyta, Magnoliopsida, Brassicales, Brassicaceae. Gene Ontology annotation, biological process: chiasma assembly. The transcript is spliced from 6 exons. The record is from RefSeq and is a predicted model, not a curated record.